Molecule: messenger RNA, 5972 nt
Organism: Fopius arisanus
Lineage: Eukaryota; Metazoa; Arthropoda; Insecta; Hymenoptera; Braconidae
Gene: na
Product: sodium leak channel non-selective protein na
Biological process (GO): monoatomic ion transport; transmembrane transport; positive regulation of synaptic transmission, cholinergic
Cellular component (GO): plasma membrane
Molecular function (GO): monoatomic cation channel activity
Source: RefSeq, a predicted model, not a curated record
AUGAUGCUUGGGCGCAAGCAGAGCCUCAAGGGGGAACCCAUCCUGGCCGAUUACGGCCCGGAGGAGUCCCUCAAUGAGAGCGCAGACAUUGAAUGGGUGAAUAAGUUCUAUAUUUCACAUAUUAAAAUGAAAUUGAUGAAAAUUAUUUGUUUUGUACAGAGGGACAAAGCGUAUUUGAAAGACCACUGGUGCCAAUUCGACGCGACGAUGGUCCUCUUCCUCUGGUUCUCCGUAAUUUUACAAAUGUUCGAGAUGCUUGGGUUUGUCCCAAAGUUCAGUGCAGCGUCCAUAAUCCGAGCACCACGGCCACUCAUCAUGAUUCGUUUUAUAAGGGUUUUCCUCAAGUUUUCAAUGCCAAAAGCUAGAAUUAAUCAAAUUUUCAAACGUUCGAGCCAACAAAUCUACAAUGUAACUCUCUUCUUCGGCUUCUUCAUGUCCCUGUACAGUCUAUUGGGAGUGCAAUUUUUCGGUGAAUUAACGAAUCACUGUGUAUUGAACACAACAGAUCCGAAUCACAUAACUAUAAAUAGUUUAGCAAUACCUGAUACAUAUUGUUCGACUGAUCCGGAGUCUGGAUAUCAAUGCCCUGAGGGGAUGACCUGCAUGAAGCUGGAGCUAUCCAAGUACAUCAUGGGAUUCAACGGCUUCGAUCAGUUCUUCAUCAGCAUCUUCACGGUUUAUCAAGCAGCGUCUCAGGAGGGCUGGGUUUUCAUUAUGUAUAGAGCAAUCGAUAGUCUUCCCGCUUGGCGAGCAAUUCUGUACUUCAGCACAAUGAUAUUCUUCCUCGCUUGGCUCGUUAAGAAUGUUUUCAUCGCUGUUAUUACCGAGACAUUCAAUGAAAUGCGAGUGCAAUUCCAACAAAUGUGGGGGCUUAGAGGACAAAUUACGAAUACUUCGGAGUCUCAGAUUCUGUACGGUGAUGAGAACGGUUGGAAACUAAUCACUCUCGACGAUACCAAACACGGAGGACUAGCUUCGCCUCUCUGUCAAGCCAUUCUUCGUUCUCCACAAUUUCGAAUGAUCGUGAUGGGUACUAUUAUCGCAAAUGGUCUGACAACUGCCACUAUGAACUUCAAACACGACGAAAGACCCCGAAAUACUUACUACGAUAACUAUUACUACGCUGAAAUAGCCUUCACGAUUUUUCUGGACCUUGAGACACUUUUCAAGAUCUGGUGUCUGGGUUUCAAGAGUUACUUCAAACAUUCUAUUCACAAAUUCGAGCUUCUUCUUGCCAUCGGCACUACUAUUCAUAUUCUACCGUUUUUUUACAUGACUGCAUUCACGUAUUUUCAGGUGUUGAGAGUUGUGAGACUCAUAAAAGCGUCGCCCAUGUUGGAGGACUUCGUUUACAAGAUUUUCGGACCCGGAAAAAAACUCGGUAGUCUUAUUAUUUUCACCAUGUGUUUACUGGUCGUUACUUCAAGCAUAUCUAUGCAACUAUUCUGUUUUCUCUGUGAUUUUACCAAAUUUGAGACAUUUCCAGAGGCAUUCAUGUCUAUGUUUCAAAUCUUGACUCAAGAAGCUUGGGUCGAAGUUAUGGACGAAACGAUGGUCCGAACUCAUCACUUCGUAGCGCCUGUCGUCGCCAUUUAUUUCAUUGGCUACCAUCUCUUCGUCACACUGAUUGUGUUAAGUCUUUUCGUGGCUGUGAUUCUCGACAACUUGGAACUGGACGAGGACAUAAAAAAGGCAAAACAACGAAUUAUCCGCGAACAAAGUGCUGACAUCAAAGAAACACUACCUUUUAGAUUACAAAUAUUCGAACAAUUUGCGGCGAGCCCACAGAUGACUUGUCUUCACAAAGUUCCUUCGGACUUCAAUCUACCAAAAGUUCGUGAAAGUUUUAUGCGACAAUUUGUCCUGGACGUUGAAGACGAGGAGAACGAGGUUGCUAAGAGGAUCAACGAGACAUUUGACUCGAAAAUGGUUUACAGAAAACAGAGGCCAGUAAAGAUUCUGAGUAAUCCGCCGAAAGUUAGAAAUGUUGUAGUUAGUUUGAAGAAAGCGGCUGUUCUCUACAUAAUUAAUGACUCGAAUAAUCAGAGACUACUCUUGGGGGAUUCAGCAAUGAUUCCAGUACCAGGAAAAGGUCUUUUCAAACCCCAAGGUACAGUCAGCAGUGCGAAACAACUCCGCAUAGACCAGAAAAAAUCAAUUCGUAGAAGUGUUAGAAGUGGUUCAAUAAAACUAAAACAAACGUAUGAGCAUUUAGUUGAGAAUGGAGACAUCGGAGCGAUAAAUAGGGUGUCGUCAUCGAGAACUGGGAAGGAAGAAUGGGAUAUGAAAUUGCUACAAGCUAAGAAACAACAGGCAGAGAUGAGGAGAAGUCAGCGAGAGGAUGAUUUGAGGGAGAAUCAUCCUUACUUCGAUACUCCUCUCUUUAUUGUACCACGAGAGGGUAAAUUUCGUAAAAUUUGUCAGCUACUUGUUUAUGCUAGAUACGAUGCGAGACUCAAGGAUCCGCUGACAGGAAAGGAACGGAAGGUUCAGUAUAAAAGUCUUCAUAAUUUUCUCGGGCUAGUUACAUAUUUAGACUGGGUCAUGAUAUGCGCCACAACACUAUCCUGCGUUUCUAUGAUGUUUGAAACCCCAAAGUACAGAGUUAUGGAGAUACCGGCGCUACAAAUCGCUGAAUACAGUUUUGUUAUAUUUAUGAGCAUCGAAUUGGCUUUAAAAAUCCUAGCUGAUGGACUUUUCUUCACUCCCAAGGCUUACAUCAAGGAUGUCGCAUCUGUUCUUGAUGUUUUUAUUUACAUAGAGUUCUUAAGCUUCAAACCUUGAAACUGCAUUUAUCAACUCAAGUAUUUUGAGAGAUUCAUGAUUUAUUGAUUAUUAAAGAUUUAUUGCCCAUAUCUUCUCAUUGUAUCAAUUCUUCUAAUUUUACUAAUUUUCGUCUUCGCAAGUUACGGAGUACAGCUCUACGGUGGCAGACUUGCCCGCUGUAACGAUCCGACGAUAAGAUCACGUGAGGAUUGUGUCGGUGUCUUCAUGAGACGAGUUUUUGUAACGAAAAUGAAGUUAAAACCUGGUCAGAAUGAGAGCUAUCCGUCCAUCCUAGUGCCGCGAGUCUGGGCCAACCCAAAACGCUUCAAUUUUGACAACAUUGGAGAUGCAAUGCUGACAUUAUUCGAGGUUUUGUCGUUCAAGGGUUGGCUGGACGUCAGGGAUGUGCUCAGUAAAUCUUUGGGACCUGUCCAUGCUGUUUAUAUUCAUAUCUACAUUUUUCUCGGAUGUAUGAUUGGACUUACACUCUUUGUCGGUGUUGUCAUUGCCAAUUACUCAGAGAAUAGGGGAACUGCUCUGCUCACUGUUGAUCAGAGACGUUGGUGUGACUUGAAGAAGAGAUUGAAAAUUGCUCAGCCACUGCAUCUGCCGCCCAGACCCGAUGGCAAGAAAUUUCGCGCUUCUAUUUAUGAUAUCACACAGAAUAUAUCCUUCAAGAGGUUCAUUGCACUGAUGGUUGUCUGUAAUAGUGCAUUGUUGGUGGUGUCGUGGGUUAGUGGGGCAGCGUAUCCAGAAUACCUAGCGACAUUCUCCAUGAUAAUGGUCCUAAUAUUCGUCGUCGAAGUAAUAAUGAAAAAUAUCGCAUUCACUCCACGCGGAUACUGGCAAUCCCGACGAAAUCGUUACGAUCUACUCGUGACAGUCGUCGGAGUGACGUGGAUAAUAAUGCACUGCACGAUGAAAAACGAAUUGUCCUAUUCGAUCGGCUACAUGUCAGUGAUUCUGAGAUUUUUCACUAUAACCGGAAAGCACACGACGUUGAAGAUGCUGAUGUUGACAGUGGGUGUAUCCGUCUGCAAGAGUUUCUUCAUUAUCUUCGGCAUGUUUCUUCUCGUGUUUUUUUAUGCUCUUGCUGGAACGAUAAUUUUUGGAACUGUCAAGUACGGAGAGGGAAUCGGGAGAAGAGCGAAUUUUGAAUCACCGGUGACAGGGGUUGCGAUGCUCUUCAGAAUCGUCACCGGCGAGGAUUGGAAUAAAAUCAUGCACGACUGUAUGAUAGAGCCACCUUACUGCACACCAGCUGCCAAUUAUUGGGAGACUGAUUGUGGAAAUUUUCACGCCUCUCUCUUCUACUUCUGCACAUUUUACGUUAUCAUCACGUAUAUUGUGUUGAAUCUACUUGUGGCUAUUAUCAUGGAGAACUUUUCUCUCUUCUAUUCCAAUGAGGAGGAUGCACUCUUAUCAUACGCUGACAUUCGAAACUUCCAGAAUACGUGGAACGUCGUGGACAUCCAUCAGCGAGGUGUGAUACCGGUCAGAAGGGUGAAAUUUAUAUUACGAUUGCUGAAGGGUAGACUGGAAACCGAUCCCCAGAAAGAUAGACUGUUAUUCAAAUACAUGUGCUACGAGCUCGAGAGACUGCACAAUGGGGAGGAUGUCACUUUUCAUGACGUCAUCAAUAUGUUAUCAUACCGCUCGGUAGAAAUCCGAAAAGCACUACAACUUGAGGAGUUAUUGGCUCGUGAGGAGUUCGAGUACAUAAUCGAAGAGGAAGUGGCGAAGCAGACGAUUCGAACGUGGCUGGAAGGGUGUCUCAAGAAAAUUCGAGCAACUGGAAAACAACAGAAUAAUCUCAUUGCGGGUCUCAGAGCCACCAAUGACCUGGCAGUAACUCCUCAGGAUCAUCCGGAGGAGAAGAGCAAAGAGAACAGCGUAGAUCGGGAGGAAGAAUCAGGAGCUAAAGAGACCGAUGGCUCGAGGAAUCGAGGAGGGAAGAGACCAGUUGUAUUACCCAGAUCAGAUAGCAUUGGUAGCAGUUCAGGGAGAAAGUAUCUAGCACCGACAUUAUCAGAUCCUGCCUCCGUCCGCAGUGAGAAGGAGAAACUCGCUGCCACUAAAAAACGUAGUAGCCGGCCAGCACCUCUGGUCAAGAAUAAUUUGCCUUAUUUAACGGAAGGAGCAGAGCAAAAUCGUCAGCCGCGCGAAUCAUCGAACGCAAAAGUAACAGCUCCAAAAAUAUCGAGUGUAACCCAAGAGGUACGAGAAUGGUGGCGUGAACAAUUAGCCUACAGUAGUGAAUCGAGUGAGGAUGAAUUUUGAAAAAUCUCGAUGAAAUUUCCAUGAGUUGAGAAAGUCAUAAAUUUCCACUAAUAGUCGUCCCUCUGGCUGGGGAUAACUCUUUAUUAGAGGAACUGAUGAAUUCGAGGCCCAGUCCGCUGUGGAAGGCGGACCCGCUGUGGUGACAGCCGUCAUUAUCAUUAAGUCAAUGAUUCGACUUGGCUCUUCUUAUCUACUACUCUAUCGCUGUAGAGACGCCCCCUCGAUUAACAUCCAUGACUAAGAACAUAUGAAACUAUUGAAAGGCAGAAAAAAAAAUAACGCACACGAAACAUUUUUUUAUUUCUAAGAGAAAAAAAAAACAAAGUAUUUUAUCAUCGAAAUGUUUUUUCGUGUUUCUGGGUGCCUAAUCACGUGAAUCGAAACAUAAUUCCUUAUCACUAAUUUCAUUUCAUUUUUACCCAUGAUAAAUUGGAUAAUUCAGGGGCGAUGCGGUGAAAUAUUUGUGAUUUCACGUGACAUUUUGUUAAUUGUUGAACGUCCACAGUAAUGUCAAUAAAAAAUAGAAAUAUGAUAAUGUACUCAUUACUCAAAAUUGAGAUCAAUUGAAUUAAGAACGGGUUAAAUAUUCCAGUGUGAGAAGUAAUAAUGUUUUCUCCUUACUUUGAAAUGAAUUAUUAAAAAUAUGAAGCCCGGAAAAAUUUUUCAAUUUAUCUUAUUGUAUCAAGGUAGAAAGAUGAUAUUUUUAUUUAACACCGGAUUUUUCAGAUUAAAAAAUCACAAGUUACUACACCAAUUUCACUUAUUCACCCCUGAAUAAAUAUCCUCAGAUAAAAUAAUCAGAGUGAAUUCGCGAGUAAGAAAUGAAUGACGUCGCGUGAUUGUAGAGACUGCUCGAUAAACAAAUAACAAAGAAAAUUAAACCAACUCAAAUUGAUGUUGAAAAGUAAUGUAGAAUUUGUACGUAG